Molecule: messenger RNA, 3107 nt
Organism: Dendrobium catenatum
Lineage: Eukaryota; Viridiplantae; Streptophyta; Magnoliopsida; Asparagales; Orchidaceae
Product: pre-mRNA-processing factor 39
Exons: 16
Coding region: 178-2706 (842 amino acids)
Biological process (GO): RNA processing; mRNA 5'-splice site recognition
Cellular component (GO): U2-type prespliceosome; U1 snRNP; commitment complex
Molecular function (GO): protein binding
Source: RefSeq, a predicted model, not a curated record
UCGAUCUAGUGGAUUCGGGUCCAGGCAUGCCAACCCAUUUUCCGUCCCGCCGCGCAGCUUUAGGUAUAAAACUUUCGAAGGAGCCCUACGCCUCUUCUUCGUUAUUCCUUGUAAUUUUCUCAAAAUUCCAUCCAUCGCCGGUCUCUACCGAUUUUUUUUUAUUAAUAAUUAAAGAAGAUGGAAGAUAAUCUGCAAGUUGUUACCCAAGAUUCUAGCAUGACCGAAUAUUCUACUGUUAUUGAUGCUCCUUCAACAUACACUAUGACCGAUUCAGAGAAGGGGGUUGAAAAUUUGGACUCAUCUGCAUCACUUCCCUCAGCACAAAAUUUUAAUCCUGAUGAUGAAAAUGCCCAUGCUUAUGGCACAAGUUAUGGUGCAGUCCAUGUUGCCAAUGGGAAUGUAGUAUCUGAUUCUUGUGCUGUUGCUGCUGCUACUGAUAACCUUGUUAGCCAGGAGGUGGAUGCAGCUGUUCCCACUCAUACAGUCAACUAUGAUUCGAUGAAUGGAGUUCCCAGUGAAAUAGUUGACUACCAGUCCUCGGAAGUUGUUGAAUAUGGUGCUUCUGAUCCACAUGCUGGGGCACAACAUUUUGAAGAAGUGUAUUCUGCUGAGGAGGAAAGGCUAUGGAAUGCUGUUAGGAUUAACUGUUUGGAUUUCAAUGCCUGGACAGCCCUCAUUGAGGAGACUGAGAAAGUUUCAGAGAUUAACAUCUUAAAGAUUCGGAAAGUCUAUGACGCUUUCUUGGCUGAAUUUCCCUUGUGCUUUGGUUACUGGAAGAAGUAUGCUGACCACGAGGCUCGUCUAGACGGUGCUAACAAGGUAUUGGAAGUCUAUGAGCGUGCAAUUCUAGCUGUUACCUAUUCCGUGGAUAUUUGGUUGCACUAUUGUCUUUUUGCAAUAUCAACUUAUGAAGACCCAGACAUCAUUCGAAGGUUGUUUGAAAGGGGAUUGGCUUAUGUUGGAACUGAUUAUCUUUCGUACCCACUGUGGGAUGAAUAUAUUAGAUAUGAAGAAUCACAACAAGCAUGGAGUAAUCUGGCCAUGAUUUAUACCAGAAUACUUGAGAAUCCUAUACAGCAAUUGGAUCGCUAUUUCAAUUGCUUUAAGCACUUGGCUGCCAGUCGAGCUUUAUCUGAAAUAAGGACUGCUGAAGAAGCUGCCUUAGUGGCUUCUUCUGUUGAAGUUGACGGUCAUGGUGUUGAGGGAGAGGUUUGUGCUGAUGGUGUAGAGCAAUCUUCUAAACCUGUAAGUGCAGGCUUAGCAGAAGUGGAUGAGUUGGAGAAGUAUAUUGCAAUUAGGGAAGAAAUGUAUAGGAAAGCUAAAGAGUUCGAUUCUAAGAUCGUUGGUUUUGAAACAGCUAUUAGAAGGCCAUACUUUCAUGUCAGGCCUCUUGACGAUCCAGAGCUUGAGAACUGGCAUGGCUAUCUGGAUUUUACUGAAAGAGGCGAUGAUUUUAACAAGGUUGUCAAGUUAUAUGAAAGGUGCUUGAUUGCAUGUGCCAACUAUCCUGAAUACUGGAUCCGCUAUGUGUUAUGCAUGGAAGCUAGUGGAAGUAUGGAGCUUGCUAUCAAUGCUCUGGCUCGAGCCACCCAAGUCUUUGUCAAGAAGCAACCAGACAUUCAUCUUUUUGCUGCUCGAUUCAAGGAACACAGUGGAGAUAUGUUAGGUGCACGCUCAGAGUAUGAGCUUCUUUACUCAGAAAUAUCACCCGGCUUUUUAGAAGCUAUAUUGAGGCAUGUGAACAUGGAGUAUCGUUUGGGAAACAAGGAGGACGCUCUCUCCAUAUACGAGAAGGCUAUUGCUGCUGAACAGGAAAAGGACCAGUCUCAGAUCUUACCGAUGUUGCUUAUUUUGUAUUCACGCUUCUUGUAUUUGGUUGCUGGCAAUGCUGAAAAAGCAAGGGACAUUUUCUCUGGAGCCCUAGAAACUACUCAACUAUCAAAACCUAUUCUUGAGGCUGCCAUUCAUUUGGAAUCAAUUCUUCCUUUUCCAAAGCGUAUUGAAUAUUUAGAUUUACUGGUCGAGAAGUUCAUUACGCCUAAUACAGACAACUACUGUGUGGCUAGUACAACUGACAGGGAGGAUAUAUCAUGCAUAUUUUUGGAGUUUCUCGAUCUAUUUGGAGACCCUCAGUCAAUCAAAAAGGCUGAUGACCGGCAUGCUUUGCUGUUCCUGCGGCAAAAAGGCAUUUUGGUGUCCAAGAAGCGUCGGGCAAAUGAUUUUCUAGCAUCAGAGAAAGCAAAAAUCGCAAAGAGUUCUCCUUUGCCUGCUCAAUCUGUUAUGGGAGCAUAUCCUAAUUCGCAGAACCAGUGGCCUGUUGGUUAUGAACAAAAAGUUUCUUCUUGGCCACAAGGAAAUCCGCAGACACAAGGGCAACCCUGGAAUCCAGGGUAUCCGUUGCAGGCUGGAUAUAGUGCAUACAAUUAUGCGAGCUAUGGCCAACCUCAGAUGCCCACAUCGGUAGCUCAGGUUACUACACAUGGCACAUAUGCUCCGAGUUAUCCAUCUCAGGAAUUUUCUUUUACUCGAGCACUAUUGGAACUGAGAAUAAACAAGUUGGUUCUGGAAAUAGUUUGUUUUUUUAUUGCAUAUACACAGCAGACCUAUGCUGCACCAACUACCGCAGCAACAGCAUCUGUGGCAGGAUUCCAGCAGCAGCAGCCGGCAGCUGCUGCUCAGCCAUACUAUGGUGCCACCUAUUAUUGAUUGUUUUUACUACCACUCUAGUUUUAUUGAGCUGUAUAUUAGGAGUGCACUAAGCCUUUGAUUAAAGCGAAGCCUCAAGUAGGUGAUGAUUUUGAGGCAAUGGAGAUGGAUCAGUUUUCUUUUGUCUAAAAGAUCUUAUUGCUUUGAUGUGCAGCUGCCACUGCGCGGUGGAUCUUAGCUUUAGAUUUUAUACUCGAUUGGCUUUCAUGAUCAUCGGUAGCGGAGUUUCUGCGGAAAUUCUGCUUCGAUGUUGUGUAAACUUUAGAAAGUUUUUAAAGUUCUAAUUGCAUUUAGUAGAUUUACGACAUGCAGAAAUUUAAUUUUAAUUUCUUAUUUUUUGUUGUUGUUGGGUUGUGCUCAGUGCUUUUAAAUAUUUAUGGGAGAAUCUGCUUUUUCUGCUA